ACCUCCUUCAGGGGGAAAAGCAUCUUACAUUAACAAGUAUGAAGUAGAGUGGAGUCUUAAAAUUUCUGAUACUAGUAUGGCAGGGGGGAAUAAUGAGGUUUCUGCCAGUACUACGUCAUUUGAUAUCAGUACUGGUGUAACAGCAGGAAAGGCAUAUGAGGUGAAUCUGAUAUCUGUAAACACUAACACUAGAAAAGAUCAUACUCGGAAAACAUCUAUGACAUUGGAGCAAGCUUCAAAACCAAACAAACCUAGGUUACUGACAACUCUAGAUUUAGAUGCUACAGAUCAACGGAUAACCAUUGACUGGAGUGCCCCUAGUAGUGGUGUUGCUAUUUCUUAUAGAGUACAAUUAUUUGAUGGUACAAGUCAGCUAACAAGGAAUGACUUUACACAAACUUCUGGCAACAUUUAUUACCAAAACAUGAAAAAUGGUUAUUAUUAUGAUGUGAAAAUUUCAGCAAGAAGUGAACUUUAUCAGGGUAGACAUAUGUCAAGCUAUGAAUGGAGUGAUUUUUAUGUGGAACAAAUCACAACAACAGUACAAAUACCAAAUCCUCCAACAGAAGUUAAAUGUGAUAUGCUAAAAGAUGAGUCUAUCACCUUGAAAUGGUUAAAACCAUUGGUUCCAAAUGGAGAUCUUGUCAGAUUUAACAUUGAGGUUUUAAGUGCAAGUAAUACCUUGUUAUUUUCUACCAGCACUGCUGAUAUUGUUGAAACUCAUCAAGUGAUGCAACUUAGUCCAGGAAGUACCUACAUUUUUAAAGUAUACACAGAAAAUGUGAUGUACAAUUCAUCACUAUCUGGACAGUCUCCUUAUUGUACAACAAAAGCAAAAUUAUCUGACCCGCCUGAUGGUUUUCAAGCAAUUGAGGUCAGAAGUCGAAACAUCUCUAUUAAAUGGACUGAGCCUAUCAAUUCAUACAGUGAAGAAAUCUAUGGAUAUGUUAUUCAGCUGAAAAAACAAGACACUUGUGUGGAAGAAAUUGUUUAUAAAUGUUUAACCCCAAGUUGUUUUGGAACUUUUGAGCCUUCUACUUUAGAGCAUAUGUGUGACAGUAAUGUGAGAGAGUUGUUUCCUGUAAACAAGCCUGAGCUCAUUGGUUCAAAGUCAUACCAGUUUUUGAAUCUCUUACCAGAUACAACUUAUACAAUUAUUGGUGCAGCUGUCAACAAUUUAGGAAUUGGCAAUACUGUUGAUUUAGAUAUAACAACAGAAGAAGAAGCUCCACAAGUACCAUACAAUGUGAAAGUCAAUGAAAUAAAGACAACAUCCUUUAAAGUGACUUGGAAAAUAGAUGAUCCCAGACCUGGCAAAACAAACUACACAGUUAUACUGAUGGCUGAUCAUCCAGCAGAGUCCAAACAAGUUAUACUGACAGGGUUUAACACUAGAGAAUAUCUUGCUGAAAAUCUUCAAGAAUAUUGGAAUUACAGUGUUUUAGUGACAGCUACUACUUCAAAAGGUUCAAAAACAUCUACUGAGACGAUACAAUACAGAACUCUUCCUACAGCACCAGGAAAAGUUUCAAACUUUGUUCUAACAUCCAAUCCUGGUGGAAAUUAUACAAGGAUGAAGAUAAGCUGGCAAGCCCCAAACAUAUUGUUGCAGAAUAGUGUGAUAAGAUCAUACAGCUUUUUGUAUUUUCAAGACCAAAAAAUUGAUAGGAGACAAAGCAAAUCAUUUGAACAUGAAAUAUCCCAAAGUCAUAAUUAUGAAAUAUUUGUGGAUGUAAUACCAGAAAAAACUUAUACUUUUGAGGUGAAUGCAAUAAAUGAGCAAAACGAGACUGGAGAAAAAAACUCUGAAACAAAGACUGCCCCUGCUGGAGUUCCGCUUAAUGUUGAGGAGCAAUUGCUUCUAAAAGUUAUUACGGCUUGUAACAAUGUUGAAAAAAGAGAAAAAAACAGAAUUACUGUGACAAUCGUUGAAGAAUUUUUUGUAGAGUCAACAUAUGGAACAAUACGUGCGAAUGGCAUCAUUGCAUGUGUAAAAGUCUGCGAAUUAUCCGAUAUUAAGACACUAGCCGCUUUUAAUAGCAUGUCCAACUGGAAACAGGCGGUAAAUGGCGGAUUUACUCGGUAUAGAAUUACCAGCUCGUCUUGGCUUAAUAGCCUAAAAAAAAACAAGUUGAAAGAUAAAGAUAUUACGUUAUCGCCGUAUAUGGAUUAUACAAUUGGUGGAGAUGUUUGUAACAAUAUAUCCCCAGGAGAUUACUGCAAUGGACCAUUGGUGCCUGGAACAGAAUACAUAUUUGUUGCAGUUGCUUGUACAAGUGGAGGUUGUUUGUUGAGUAAUGAGUAUGGACCAUUCUUUACUCUCGAUGAAAUUAUUGACGACAAACGUAAUUCCCAAACUGCCGCUGUGAUCGUUGGUGUUGUUCUUGGUGCAAUUAUAGUAGUGCUUGCAUUAUACGCGAUUUACACAACACUUGUCAUCAGAAGUUAUAAGAAGAGUGAAGGUGAAAAUAAAAUAAAUAAAGGCCAAAAACGAAAGGGUCCGAUAUACGCAAACGAAUCUUUCAUGACCGGAAUUGCAGAAAUUGGCGAGGGAAAUAAAGAAGCAACUACUAACAACUCUGAAACAGAAUACUCAAGAUUAGAUGAAAAUACUCGGGAUGACAAGACGUAUGAACGCCUUCAAGUCUUGUAACAAAAAUCAACACUUUGCGUCAUCUUAGUUACAGGAUCUUGUCCUUAUGUAACACGUAACAGAACAUAUCUUCCUGAUGUGUGAAAAAUGUUUUAAAUUUACUAAUGAUUUCAUAUAUGUGUAAAAUCUUGGUAUAUCUAAACUAUCCUUAUGUUCUCAAAUGACAAGAAAUUGUUUCAGAUAAUGCUUACAAAUCUGAUGAAUGGCACAUUCCUUCUAAAAUUAUUGAUGGCAUAAGCAUUUAACACUCUUUGACCUGGUGAUCUCAAAGUCAAUAAAAGUCAUCCACUAAUCA
Messenger RNA from Ruditapes philippinarum (Manila clam), 2948 nucleotides. Its product is annotated as titin-like. The record is from RefSeq and is a predicted model, not a curated record. Lineage: Eukaryota; Metazoa; Mollusca; Bivalvia; Venerida; Veneridae. The transcript is spliced from 18 exons. Gene Ontology annotation, molecular function: protein binding. Bases 77 to 2653 code for a protein of 858 amino acids.